CUCUCUCUCUUUCUUCAACUACAACUCAGCUGAUUCUUGUUAGUAAAAAACAAAAUGAAACAGCAAAUUUGUAUUUUAAAAACUAAACACGACCCUCUGGAUAUUUCUUGUCUUUCCUCAAUAAGCCAGUCUUAUGUCCUUUGCCUUUUACUAUGACAAAAGCAGACAUGGUUCAAAGAAGACACAAUGAACCACGGAUGAAAAAAAGGAGAUCAACUGUCAUCCUAUGCAAGAUUUUAAACUCAAAAUAACAAGGAGUGAAACAGAACUGAUCACUGCUGCUCUUCCAUGAGAAUCCUUUAGACCUGCUGGGGCUUUUGAUAGUAUAAUUAACAAACAAAAACUGAGAAAAAGAUGGCCACAGUAGGAUGAAGAAAGAAGUAGAAGCAGGAGUGGGUUUCCUGGUGCGCCUCUUGAAGGCUAGAGGGAAAGCAGAUGAACAGAAAGUGGAUUGCUUUGGCAAGAAGUUGACAAGCAUCCUUUUUAGGCGGUAUACUAACCAUUGGUACCCUACCAACCCUAGCAAGGGACAGGCAUUCAGGAGUAUUCUCAUCAGUAGCAGUCAGCAAUGUGAUGAACUGGUGCUGCAAGCUUUUCAAGAAAGUGACCUGAACCCCUCAGAACUUGGCCUGCCACGUGAACUGAUACUCUGGAUUGAUCCUUUUGAGGUCUGCGCUCGGUCUGGAGAGAGGAGUCGCUCUUUUACUGUUGCUCAGUUUAAAGAGACCGAUGAUGAGGAAAUUCUUUCUGAACCUGAUUCUCAGGAAGAAACAUCUGAUUAUCAUUCAGCUGGCUCUUCGGAUUAUAACUCGGAGACAUCUUCAGAAAAUGAGGGGGAGAAGGAAAGCCAAAAGGAAGAUGGUGUAUUGGCAAGUGCCUCUGAAAACCUCACUCCUGUGAUUAAAACAUUGCCAUCCCGCAAAAAAAAACACAAACAGCCUCAAGUUGCAUCACUGCAGUAUUUCUACCAUCCUGCCCCAGUGUGGCAGCAGUUUGGAGGAAAGGGAUCUUUAUGCAGUGCAACUGUGUACCAACCUAGAACUCCUAUGGUCUAUUACUGCAUCCCACCAACAACACAGACUCUCAAACUUGCUCCACAAUUCAUUGUCCCUCAAGUUGCCUUGCAGCCCUGUGGAAUGAAGAAGUGUUGAACAGCAAGAGCUUGGUCAGGACCAAAUUGCAUUAUGGGAUAUUAAUGGCUACCUGCAGAAUUGAUGUUGUUAAACGGUUCACAUUCUGCAAAAAAUUCAAUACUUUGGACUUUCUUUGGAUACCUGAUCUUCUUGUCGAUAGCAAAAGUCGACUGAAAUCAAAGCAUGUAAGAGAUGAAUUUCUUGUAAUCCAGGAACAUUUUUCUUGGAGUUGACUGAAUCAGAAAACAGUUAUGUUUGUUCCUGAAAGGCUGUAUGUAAUUUUUACAAGAGACAGAGGUGCAUAUCUCCACCUAACAAGCUUGUUUUUGCCCUCUGCUUGCCAAAUGGCUUCCUUGCAAAAAAAAAAAAAACAAAAAAACACACCUAUCCCUAUAUUUUGUACAUCUUUAGACUUCCUUAUGGUGGGCAGUGUAUGUGCAGUAACGCUGGAUGUAAGAAAAUACUAUUUACACUUUUUUGAAGAUACUUUCAGACUUUCUCACAUAAAAGGAUAUUUUAAGCAUGAGAGCCUUGAAAACGUGCCGUUGUAAAUUUAAGCGACCACAUUCACACUGAGUAAGCAGUGAAUCAGCAAAGCCAGAAGCACAUAGUCAUCCUUCAGAUUCAAAACACACAAAAGGCAUUUACUGAUGACGAGGUCAAGGACAAAGACAUUAGUCAUAAAAGCCUUUUGUCACUGUGACAAACUAGGUCAUAUUUUUGCAAAGCAAGGUUAUGUUUUAAGAAUCUACAAAAAAACCCCUCAUUAUUCAUUAAUCAAAAGGAAAACACUAAAGCAAAUCCUCAGGUUUCUAUGGAAAGCUUUUUUUUAUAAAAGUGUAAAUAUCUGUAUAUUUUCUGUAUAGAAGAGUGCAACUUCAGACAUUUGCAUUCAUGGUGCUUCAUUUUGGAUAUGCAGAUCCUUCCGAAGGAUUAGCAUUUUCUUUCAGGGAGAAUUUUUAUCUAUAUUUAUUGUAUUUAUUAAAAAUUCAAAAAUGUGAGCUGAAUCAAGUUUAAUAUAGAAAUCAGAAUUUAUAUUUUUGUAAGGAGCCAUUUUUCUAUUUGUUAUGUGCAGUUUUCUUUCGGGCAGUGCAAUUCCUUUUUCGUUUUUUCCAAGUGCUUUUAAUAAUAAUAUUUUUAUUUUAAGUCAGGAGAUGGCUCGGUCCAAUGAUGUUACAAAGGCAGCAGGAAUGUGAACAACAAACAAGUUCUGAAUUUUGAGAGAAUGUCAAUAUGUUUUACAGAUCAAAAUGUUAAAUAAUUUUGCACCAUGAUUUGUACGUUGAAUUUAUAACACCUUAAAAUCUGAAUAUGAUAUAUGUAACUAACACUAUAGAAAUAGACUGUAGUAUAGAAAAUUUGGUAGUGAAACGAAUCUUAUUGUGGUCAGCAGUGUUUGAGACGGAGUGGCACAUCUUGGGAUUGUUCAAGGCUGCCACCGCCAAGCAUUCUGUGACCAAAUGUUUUACUUUACAAAUACAAACAGGUUAAGCAUGUACCAGGUUUGUUUUUUAGUGUUUUUGUUAUUUUGCUGAAGUGCUGCUAAUUUUGCACUUUUGUGUUUUUCAAUGCUGCAAAAUAACUGCUUGAUAUUACAAUUAUUAAGAGUUUUUAAAUGUUAAUAUUUUUAUUUUGUACUUAUUCAAAAUAUAUAAUUUAAUUUCUUUGUAGCCAUAUCACUUAAUUUAUAUGACUUAUUUUAAGAUUUGUACAGAGCAGUAGCUUGUUGAAAAAUACUAAAUAUAU
Erpetoichthys calabaricus (reedfish) is the source of this 2879-nucleotide messenger RNA. RefSeq names its product maternal B9.15 protein. The coding region runs from base 369 to 1151 and encodes 260 amino acids. The record is from RefSeq and is a predicted model, not a curated record. The transcript has 5 exons. NCBI's taxonomy places the organism in Eukaryota, Metazoa, Chordata, Cladistia, Polypteriformes, Polypteridae. Gene Ontology annotation, biological process: negative regulation of cell population proliferation; negative regulation of mitotic cell cycle. Gene Ontology annotation, cellular component: nucleus; cytoplasm.